Molecule: messenger RNA, 4080 nt
Organism: Schistocerca americana (American grasshopper)
Lineage: Eukaryota; Metazoa; Arthropoda; Insecta; Orthoptera; Acrididae
Exons: 19
Coding region: 1-4080 (1359 amino acids)
Biological process (GO): positive regulation of kinase activity; protein phosphorylation; cell surface receptor protein tyrosine kinase signaling pathway
Cellular component (GO): signaling receptor complex
Molecular function (GO): ATP binding; protein tyrosine kinase collagen receptor activity; collagen binding
Source: RefSeq, a predicted model, not a curated record
AUGAUGCAACUUGUGAUCGGUCGGCUCGGCGCUACGCGGCCCUGCCGGGCCACUCACUGCCGGCGACUGUGGGAGGCGGCGCGCGGCCCCCUGCCGUGGGGCGGCGCCGUGCCGCCCACCAUGAAUAUUUCAUGGGCGGCGCGGCCCAGCCGCAGCCGCAGCGACCUGACUCAACGCGGGCCGGCGGCGAACCCCGGCCGGUGGUGGCGCUCGCCGCUCGGCGACCGCUGGCGGGCGACGGCGACCUCAUGGCAGCCUGACGGCCGGCCGCCGCUGAAGGCGUUCCAGCUCCAGGCACGCCGCCGCAGCGACCGCAGGAGCCAGGAGGACAGGGCCGCCAUGGGCGCCGCCUGCCGGCCGAUGGCCGCACUAGCGCUGCUGGUCGCCUCCGCCUCCGCCGUCGCCCACAGCCAGGAAGCGUCCUCUGGCCGCUGCCACGUGGCGCUGGGCAUGGAGGAGGGCCGCAUCCCGGACUCCGCGGUCUCCGCCAGCUCCUCCUAUGAGCCCAAGUCUGUGGGGCCGCAGAACGCCAGGAUCCGUCAGGAGAAGAACGGCGGCGCGUGGUGCCCGAAGGCGCAGAUCAGCAGCGAGGUGCAGGAGUUCCUCGAGGUGGACCUGGGCCGGCCGCACCUCAUCACCGCCACCGAGACGCAGGGCCGCUUCGGCAACGGCCAGGGGCAGGAGUACGCCGAGUCCUUCCACCUGCUCUACUGGAGGGACGCGCUGCAGCGCUGGGCCGUCUACAAGGACGCACAGGGCCGCAAGGUGCUGGCGGGCAACCGCAACACCUACCUGGCGGUGCGGCAGCAGCUGGAGCUGCCGUUCGUGGCGAGCCGCGUGCGCUUCAUGCCCUACUCGCAGCACACCAGGACCGUCUGCAUGCGGGUCGAGCUCUACGGCUGUCCCUGGACGCAGAGCGUGCUGAGCUACUCGGCGCCGCGCGGCGACCGCUGGUCCCCGGAGCUGCGGCUGGAGGACCUCAGCUACGACGGCGGGCUGGACGGCCGCGGGGUCACGGCCGCCGGCCUGGGGCAGCUCGUCGACGGCCGGCUCGCCAGCGACGGCGGGGGCGGCGGGGGCGGCGCGCAGCCGUGGCGGCCCGACUGGCGGUGGGUGGGCUGGCACAACGAGAGCCGCCACGGCCAGCCCGUGGAGCUGGAGCUCCAGCUGGACGGCGCCAGGGAGCUGACGGCGGCGCGCCUGCACGCCCUCCACCGGCCCGACCACGGCGUCCAGCGCUCGAUCCUGUUCGGGCUGUACCUGCUGCGUGUGUUCGGCCCGUGCAUCCCGGCACGCUACGGCGCCGUGCACCAGCAACUCGCAGGCGCUGGCGUCCAGCACUGGAAUCCAGCGCCCGCCGUCGCAGCUCCAGUACGUGCUGGCGCCACGCUAGCCCACUCCGACCUAGGAGUACGGGUCUUUUCUACUGAACUGGGUGUUCUCCAAGGUGUGAGCCCACUGUGUACCCUUGCAGGUGUUCUCCAAAGUGUGAGCCUACUGUGUGCCUGUGCAGGUGUUCUCCAAGGUGGGAGCCCACUGUGUGCCCUUGCAGGUGUUCUCCAAGGUGUGAGCCAGCUGUGUGCCUGUGCAGGUGUUCUCCAAGGUGUGAGCCCACUGUGUGCCUGUGCAGGUGUUCUCCAAGGUGUGAGUUCACUGUGUACCCUUGCAGGUGUUCUCCAAAGUGUGAGCCCACUGUGUGCCUGUGCAGGUGUUCUCCAAGGUGGGAGCCCACUGUGUGCCCUUGCAGGUGUUCUCCAAGGUGUGAGCCAGCUGUGUGACUGUGCAGGUGUUCUCCAAGGUGUGAGCCCACUGUGUGCCUGUGCAGGUGUUCUCCAAGGUGUGAGCCCACUGUGUACCCUUGCAGGUGUUCUCCAAAGUGUGAGCCUACUGUGUGCCUGUGCAGGUGUUCUCCAAGGUGGGAGCCCACUGUGUGCCCUUGCAGGUGUUCUCCAAGGUGUGAGCCAGCUGUGUGACUGUGCAGGUGUUCUCCAAGGUGUGAGCCCACUGUGUGCCUGUGCAGGUGUUCUCCAAGGUGUGAGCCCACAGUGUGCCUGUGCAGGUGUUCUCCAAGGUGUGAGCCAGCUGUGUGGCUGUGUGCAGGUGUUCUCCGAGGUGUCGGUGUACCUGAGCCUGGACGGGCGGCACUACCAGGCAGCGCUGACGCGGCGCGUCGCCCCCCCGCCCGGCGAGCCGGCCGUCAACGUCAGCAUCUCGCUGCAGCAGCGCGUGGCGCGCUUCCUGCGGCUGCACCUGCGCUUCGCCGACCAAUGGAUGCUGCUGAGCGAGGUCUCGCUGGACUCUGUGGCCGUGCCGCGCAACGUGUCGGAGCAGAUGCUGGAGCAGAUGUUCUUCCAGCAGGACAACGCGCUGCAGGAGCCGGAGAGCCAGGACUCGCAGACUGCAGCCGUCGAGACGUCGCACGCCCGCAAGGAGGUCACCAAAGCGACGAGCGCGGCGGGCGCGCAGCAGGCGUACGUGGGGCUGGUGGGCGGCCUGCUGGCGACGGCGCUGCUGCUGGCGCUGGCGGCGGCCGCCGUGCUGGUGGUGCGCCGCGGCCGCCAGAAGGUGGCGCUGCUGGCGGCCAAGCCGUGCGGCGGCUUCUCGCCGGCGGGCGGCGGCUGCGCGGCCGCGGCGGCGCUGCCCCGGGGGGCGGCCGGCGGCGGCGUCUCGAUGCGCGGCCUGCAGCUGUCGACGCCGCCGGUGCUGGCGCGCGUGCUGGGGGUGGCCGGCCACGCCAGGGUGGCCGCCGCCGCCCCCAGGCGCGCCUCCCCCGCGCCGCACGCCGCCGUCUGCAGCCUGUACGGCGGCCGCGGCGACGACAGCGCCAGCGGCAGCGGCAGCAACGGCGACGACAGCGAGAACUCGAGCGUCUACCACGAGCCCUACAAGCUGCUCUCCGCACAGCACGAGUACGGCUGCCUGCUCGCGCCCUCCAAGAGCCACGACUUCGCCGACUUCCCGAGCGCGAGCGUCAGCAGCUUCCAGGAGGAGGCGGCGCGCUUCGCGGGGGGCGCCACGCCCCCGCCGCCCCCGCAGCCGGGCCGCGACUCGCCCGCCAGCGGCCAGCCGGAGAACUACUACGCCGCCACGGACAUCGUCAAGAGCGGCCGCUGCGAGCAGCACCUGCGGCCGGGCUGCUUCACGACGCUGCGGCUGCCGGGGGCCGAGCCGCCCGCGGACGGCCUCCACCUGCUGGAGUACCCCAGGCACCGCCUGCGGCUCGUCGAGAAGGUCGGCGAGGGCAGCUUCGGCAUGGUGCUGCUCUGCGAGGCGGACGGAGCGCCGGAGCUCAACGGGCUGACCAGCUCCCACAAGAAGAGGCUGGUGCUCGUUAAGUCCCUGUGGCGGGGCUGCAGUCAGCAAACCAGGGAGGAGUUCCUGCGCGAGUGCGGCUGGCUGUCCAGCCUGCAGGACGGCAACGUGUGCCGCACGCUGGCCGUCUGCUCGGCCGAGGAGCCGCUGUGCGCGCUGCAGGAGCACGGGGACCUGGGGGCGCUGCCCUCCGUGCUGCGCGAGCACACCCCGGACUCCAUCAGCUACGGCUGCCUCAUCUACCUGGCGACGCAGAUCGCGGCGGGCAUGAAGUACCUGGAGGGCCUCAAGCUGGUGCACCGGGACCUGGCCGCCAGGAACUGCGUGGUGGGCCCGGACUUCAGCCUGAAGGUGUCGGACCACGCCAUGUUCUGCUCGCGCUACGACCUCGACUACUACCUGAGCGACACGCAGACCAAGCUGCCCGUGCGCUGGAUGUCCUGGGAGAGCGUGCUGCUGGGCGAGUACUCGACCAAGAGCGACGUGUGGGCGUUCGGCGUGACGCUGUGGGAGACGCUGACGCUGUGCGCGGUGCAGCCGCUGGCGGAGCUGAGCGACCAGCAGGUGGUGGAGAACUGCAGCCGGUGGCAGCUGGACGACGGCCGCCAGCGCUGCCCUGCGCGGCCCGCCGCCUGCCCCCGCGAGCUCUUCGACAUGAUGGCCGAGUGCUGGCGCCGCGACGCCGCGCUGCGCCCGCGCUUCGCCGAGAUACACCUCUUCCUGCAGCGCAAGAACCUCGGCUACGGGCCCUCGCCGGCGCCCGGCUAG